Messenger RNA from Echinops telfairi (small Madagascar hedgehog), 2108 nucleotides. It is a transcript of the gene SCPEP1, whose product is annotated as serine carboxypeptidase 1. The transcript is spliced from 14 exons. Lineage: Eukaryota; Metazoa; Chordata; Mammalia; Afrosoricida; Tenrecidae. The coding region runs from base 39 to 1592 and encodes 517 amino acids. The record is from RefSeq and is a predicted model, not a curated record. Gene Ontology annotation, biological process: proteolysis. Gene Ontology annotation, molecular function: serine-type carboxypeptidase activity.
GCUGCUGUUGCUGCUGCGGCUGCGGCAAGGUGUUCGCCAUGGAACUGGUGCCGUGGAGGCUUCGCGAUCUGGGGCUCCUGGGGCUCCUGCUCGGCCUCAGCGCGGGCGCUGCCCUCGGCUGGCCCAGAGAGGAGGGCAAGGAAGUAUGGGACUAUGUGACCGUGCGAAAGGACGCCCACAUGUUCUGGUGGCUCUAUUAUGCCACCAACCCCUGCAAGAAUUUCUCGGAACUGCCCCUGGUCAUGUGGCUUCAGUGCAUUUUAAUCUGGACGCUCUGCGGAGACCUGCUCAGCAUCACAGCAACACGCCAGCCUCCACUGACCCCACUCCAUGGCUGGCGGCUGUGCAUGAGGGGCAUGGGCCAGGUAAUCAAACCUGUGGAAGACGAGAAUGCUGCACCUGGACCAGCGACCAGCACUGCCUCCAGCAGCCUGACUGCACAGAUUGGAAGCCCAGAGGGAGGUCCAGGUGGUUCCAGCACUGGAUUUGGAAACUUUGAGGAAAUUGGGCCCCUGGACAGUGAUCUCAAGCCUCGAAAUACCACCUGGCUCCAGGCGGCCAGCCUCCUGUUUGUGGACAACCCCGUGGGCACCGGGUUCAGUUACGUCAACAAGAGUGACGCGUACACCAGAGACCUUGACAUGGUGGCCUCAGACAUGAUGGUUCUGCUGAAAACAUUCUUCGAUUGCCACACGGAGUUCCAGACAAUUCCCUUCUACAUUUUCUCAGAGUCCUAUGGAGGGAAAAUGGCUGCCGGCAUUGGUCUGCAGCUUAAUAAGGCCGUUCAGCAGGGGAGCAUCAAGUGCAACUUUGCCGGGGUGGCUUUGGGUGAUUCCUGGAUCUCACCUAUCGAUUCUGUGCUCUCCUGGGGACCUUACCUGUACAGCAUGUCUCUCCUGGAUGACCAGGGUCUGGCCGAGGUGACCACGGUGGCCGAGCAGGUCCUGGAUGCUGUCAACAGUCAGCGUUACAAGGAGGCCACGCAGCUGUGGGGGAAAGCAGAAAUGGUCAUUGAACAGAACACCGACGGGGUGAACUUCUACAACAUCUUAACGAAAAGCACCCCCAUGUUUGCCAAGCAGUCGAGCCUCGAGUUCACCCAGAGACACCUCGCUCCCCUCUACCAGCGCCACGUCAGAUACCUCCAACAGGACGCCUUGAGUCAGCUCAUGAAUGGCCCCAUCAGAAAGAAGCUCAAAAUUAUUCCCGAGGCAUGCUCCUGGGGAGGCCAGGCACCAAACGUCUUCACGAACAUGGAGGAAGACUUCAUGAAGCCGGCCAUCACCAUUGUGGACGAGUUGCUGGAAGCAGGCGUCAAUGUGACCGUGUAUAAUGGACAGCUGGACCUCAUCGUGGACACGAUGGGCCAGGAGUGUUGGAUGAGGAAACUCCAGUGGCCGGGACUGCCCGCGUUCAAUAAGCUGAAAUGGAAAGCCGUGUACAGCAACCCGGCAUCUUCUGAAACAUCUGCGUUUGUCAAGUCCUAUAAGAACCUGGCUUUCUACUGGAUUCUGCGAGCUGGGCACAUGGUUCCCUCCGACCAGGGGGACAUGGCGCUGAAGAUGCUGCGGAUGGUGACUCAGCAGGAAUAGUGCGCUCUGGCCCGGAGAGGAGGGAGCCGCACUGAGGACCCUGGCAGUCUUUGGUCCCACCCUGGGCUUCUCUGAGCCUGACCUUGCCUCGUGAUUGUGAAGGCCCUGCCAGCCUCUCGCCGUGGAGGGCAAAAGUGCCUGUCGCCUGCAGAGCAACUUGGAUAUCAUUUCUGCUGCUUAGAAAACCUACGAUUUUUAAAAAUGAAUUUAUUUUCAGUAAAAUGGAGGGCUAUGAUAGAUUAACUUUUGUAUUACAAAAGCAAUCAUGCGAAUUGAAGACAAAGUGGGCAAUCGCCAGGUAAGCACAGAACGAAACGAACCCCUACCUUCCUUUCCCCGGGGGAGCCGUGCUGCCCCUCCCUGUGGAACCCCACAGAUGGUCUUGCUGCGUAUGCACAUGUAUUUUUUACCGAAACAAAAUCAUUCUUGUAUCUCAUUUAGCCAUCGACUUUGUGCCUCUGCCAAGAUGUCCCAAAUACCGUUUCAUGUCAAUAAAUAUUCUUCUGUAACAUUUUA